AUGGGUCGCAAGAAGAUUCAAAUCAAACCCAUUAAAGACGAAAGAAAUCGUCAAGUGACUUUUUUGAAGCGCAAGUAUGGACUUAUGAAGAAAGCUUACGAACUAAGUGUUUUAUGUGAUUGUGAAAUCGCGUUGAUUAUUUUCAAUUCAAACAACAAACUUGUUCAGUACGCGAGCACAGAUAUCGAUAAAAUUUUAUUAAAAUACACUGAGUAUAACGAACCUCAUGAAAAUGAUGAUGAUAAUCCUUCUCCAGGAUUUGAUACGAAUGAUCACAAGCGAUUUGGUAUGCCAUCUCCGCAACAAUCUUAUCCACCGGCGCAAGUUCCUGGUCCUUAUUCUAUGAAUAAUUAUGCCAUGUUCGCUCAGUCUCAACAUCAACAAUUUAUGACCCAACAAUUUUAUCCUCAAAUUAAUCAACAGUCUAUGGACGCUAUGUCUCUGCCAAUGACUAACGUUGCCCUUCAGGUGCCUGUUAGCGUCGCUCCUAGCGUGGCUGUUAAUGUACCUACAAACUUGUCAUCACCUCAGUUACCGGAUUCAAACACGUCAAGUCUGACUAUGUCACCAACUCCGUCUCAGAUUGAUGCUUCAAUUAAUGGUGACAUCUUGUCUCCUUCACUUUUAGCUUCUUCUCCAAAGAAACCAAAACUUCGUGUACAUAUUCCUGAAACAAAUGAAAAGCAAGGUACUCCUGCCGGUCAACAAGCAGUUCAGGCUGAUGCAUCACCAAAUCAAGAUGAAACACCAUCUGAUUCACGACAAUCACUAACGUUACAACCUUUGCAAUCAUCUCGUCCUACUCCGACUACUAGUGACGCGGGUCCAACUUCUGGGUUGGUGUCACAAUUCACUAGUUUGCCGUCGCCUUCAACGUUCUUUUCAGAGUUUUACAAAACAGCUGAAUUACCCAGUCCGAUUACUUUUAGUAAUACGCCUACUAGUGCUAGUCCUGGUGCUUUUCCUUGGCCAAUUCCUCGUAAUUAUCAACAUCAGCCUUCUCCAUUGGCUAAGCACGAAUCUAAUUGUAAUUUACCAAAAAACCGACCUAUACCGACGGAUGAAGAAAACAACGAGCCAGACAGGAAAAAAAUGAAACAAUAA
Molecule: messenger RNA, 1104 nt
Organism: Dentiscutata heterogama
Lineage: Eukaryota; Fungi; Glomeromycota; Glomeromycetes; Diversisporales; Gigasporaceae
Source: the annotation of a GenBank genome assembly